AACAUCUGACCUUGUAAACACCUGGAAGAAGGGUGCUCUGCCCUUCUGGCUGAGUGAGAGGGACACUGCCUCCCACUGCAGAGAACUCAGAUAACGGUGGAGGGCACUGCAUGAUUCAACCCAGGCUUCCCUCUGCGACAGGAGGCUUCCCUCCUGAUUCACACAAAAGGUUUGAAGAAGACAGACUAAUCUCUUCAAAAGGUUGGCUAUACUUUUCCUCCCGAGUCCGACCAAGUCGCCUCUCCGUAGCUAGAUCAGCUUUACUUCAAAGUGAGGAGGAGUCUGCUGUACACGCACCGGUCUCUGGGGACAUAUGGAGGCUAUGGGUUACUCAGUAUGCAGGACCUGGCUGUUUUUCUUGUUGUUCUCACUGGGACAAGGGAGGAGGAUGGCUCCCCCAGGUUUUGUAGAAAGCAGUUGCCACUCCAGGAUUUUUUGGAUGAAACUGAAUAAACUCUUGCUCCAGGGAAAGUUCUUCCAGCUGGAAAUCAAUGAUCCUUAUGCUGGUCCUGUUCUGCUGGAUGAGAAACUAGCAUCUCGCUGUGGCUAUGUCCUGUCAGAAGAUGUGUGGGGCAACCCCGUUUUUCGUGCAUCAGUGCUUGGCUGUCAUGUGGCCAAUGAGGCAGAUGAGCUGUUUUCACUGACUGUGAACAUCAGGGUGUCCUCAUUUCCAAGCAUGAGAGCAGCUACAACCUACACCCACCCUAUGCACUGCUCCUAUUCUUCCUGGGCUCCAAGAGAAAUUGUGUGUGAAGAAAACUACAUGGAGGUAUCAGUGAAGACAGACGUCCCUGCAGUUUCAAAUGACUACACUGUAGCAUGGAUGUCAGCACUGCCAGAGACUCAAAAAGUUGCAUACCAGCUAUGGCAACUGAUGUUUGUUUCUCCAUCAGGGAGAAAGAAAAUAAUGGUAAGCGAUGCAGCAAAACUAGGCUACAGCUUCAAUAACACACUAUCCCGAGUGUAUCUCCGUGCGCCCUACCACAGCAACGAGUCUGAUUUCAGCACGGUUAGUGGUGUAAAUAUGAACAUGAUCACUUCCACUUCCAUGUACAGGCAGCGGUGGCUGCUUUUGCUGAUUGACACAACUGUCUCCUGUCCAGUUGAUGGUACCAGCUUCACUGAUACUACGCUAACAUGGACUGUGCCAAGUAUUAUCCCCACAUUAGUGCUUCAAGAAUCCACCUUUUUGUCUAAAUAUAUUUCCAUGGGAGUCAAUGGCCGAGUCAUAGUAAAUCCUGAGGAGAAGAACUACUUACUGGAGCACAACAAGACACACAUUGGAGUAACUAUCCCUAUUGGAGCAGAAGGAGGCAAACUAAAGAGCUCCGUAUCUGGUGGUGUGUAUGGAGUCAUUUAUAGUAUUGACUUGUUCUUGGAGCACACAUGGACAGAUGCAGACUGGCAAACCACUAAGUAUACUGUCAUCAAACCCAUCGUUACACCUUUUAUGCCACAAAUACCAACUGUUAUCAACAAUACUCUGGCAGAGGAAAGGAUAUUUAAUGUUGCAUUUGGACACUUUCUUCCUGAUGUCUCUCUGGUGGCAAUUGCAAUAGGAAAUGUGCCAUUUACCAUAAGACAAGCACAGCACCAGGGGUAUAAGAUUUAUGAAGCUCCUUUUUCUAAUACAACGAAAGGAUUUAUCUUGGAAAUCCCUUUUGAUGAUCGACAUGUUCUAAAGGAGUACGUGAAUAAAAAUGAAACUAAAUAUACCCUUCUUCUUAACUACACUUUAAGUGUGGGUCCAGAGAUGACACUCUAUUAUCAUUCAGCAGAGAUGGAAUGUAUAAUUGCUGAUAUCGAACUACCAGAAGCAGUUGGUUACUGUGAUAAAGAAAACUUGUAUCUAGCCAUUCCUAUUUUAGGCCUGCACCAGUACUGGAACCUAUAUAUUGGUAACAAACUUCUGAACCGGCAUACUGCACUUACAAAUGGGUAUUCUGCAGCUACCAAUUCUACCCACCUCAUCUUGCAAAUACCUUUGUUUGCUAUAGGAGUUAUCUAUGAGGAAGUGUCCUUUCAGAAAAUCAAAGCAAGGUUUGAUGUUACCCUAAAGAAAGUAAGAACUUUGGAAACCUUGCAGAUAUUCUCCGUUAGCUGCAAUUUCAAUUCUUCAACAUUUAUAGUAUGCCACCCAGAUGGAACUAUAAUGAUAUCUGCCCAAAUGAAGACAGUUCCUGCUAUUGAUAUGAGUAAAACCAAACUAAGGGAUAGCUCUUGCAAGCCUAAAGAGUAUAAUAAAGGACAUGCCUUCUUCAAGUUCCAUGUCACUACCUGUGGCACUUCAGUAAGGUUUGAAGGUGAUCACAUUAUUUAUGAAAAUGAAAUAUCUUAUGAGAAAGAAACUCUCCCAGGGCAGAGCCUGCACACAAUCACAAGAGAUCCAGACUACAGAUUAACAGUCUUGUGCUACUACCGAGUGAAAGAGACGCUGAUGCUAGGUGCCUUCACUAGUGAUCCAUCCACACACACAUCACCUCCGUUUGGCUCGGGUACGGUGCUGCCAAGAUCAAAUAUUGCAGUAUACAGAAGGAUAAGACAAGCCCUGAAUGCAGUUUCAAGGGUGUCAAAAGAUGGAUCUUUCAUGAAAUUCUAUGAACCAAACAUGGCAAUACUCAGAAGAUCCUUGGAGCCUGUGUUUCUCGAGGUUGAGCUGAAAGAUGAAAGCCCUGAAGCAGAAUUAUACCUGGACAAUUGCUGGGUGACUGGUUCUCUAGACUUCAACAGCACCCCAAGAUGGAAUAUCACUGUGGACGGGUGUGAGAUUAACAGCAACGCGUUUGUUGUGGAGUUCUGUCCAGUAACUGUUAGCAGCAGAGUGAAACAUCCUUCUCAUUUUAAAAGGCUAGCAGUAAGGACCCUGACACAUCCAUUGGAACAGGUGUAUGUGCACUGUGCAGUGGCAGUCUGCUCUCCUACCAACAUAUUACAUGGCAGCCCCUGCAGAGGACAGUGCAGCUCAAGCAAGGAGAGGAGGGCCUUUCCAGGUCGCCACUCGGUCACUCUCCAGGGCUACGUACUUGCUGGACCAGUCUGGAUUGUUGAUCCAGCUCUAAGAUGAAGCAUGUAAAUCAAAGUUGCUGUUGAAAUAUGGACUUGUUGACCACUAGAAUUACCCCAACCCUGACAUGGCUGCUUCUUUCAGUACUUCAUAAGGUGACUGCCAAUCCACCCAACUGAAUAUAAAGUGCAAAUCUGAAAAGUCAAAUAAAAGUACAUAUGAAGGCACGUAAGUGCACAACAUCUUGCUAGUCUAUAAUAGCAAUCAUCUGGUAUACUAACACUGGCUCUGAAGAGUCAAGCAAUCUCUUCACUCAGGGCCUCUAACACAUAAAAUAUAACAUUAUCCUUUUUUUCCCCCCACAUUAAUGCAGACUUCUGGUUACAAAAUUGCAUCUAGCACUGACCUGACCUUCUUGCAAACCUAUUAAUCUUUUGCUUUCUUCUAACCUGCUCAUGUAUGGAAAAGGCUAAUUACAAAUUGGAAGGGGCCAGACACUCUAAAAUCAGUAAAAAGGACAAAUUACCUGGCAUUUUAUUUUCUGUGCCCACCAAAUUUUUUAAAAGAGAAUAAAAAUUAAAAAGGUUAUUUAUCUACAGAUCAAGGAUAAACCAGACACAUUCCCAGCUGCAGAUCACUCUCAGAAUGUACCUACACAGUAACUGAAGUUGUGACUGUAGCGUAGCAGAGCAUAUUGAGCAGCCAUUCAACAGCAGUGAAGAUGGAGAACUUGCACAGCUGUCAGUUCAAGCUAAUAAUGCACACAGGCCCAGAAACUCACAUGGGUACAGCUUGUAGAAUUUGUAUCUUCACAGGCUGACUAGAUUACACAUGCUGAUUAGUGCCUGGCCUCCCAAAACGCCUGGCCUCCCAAAACCUGCAGCCAAGCCUGUGAAUGUCUGAAUAAAUGUAGUCUUAGAGCUAUAUCUCCUGAAGGACUAAGUCACAUAAACGGGAAUCAGAUGGUACAUCCCAAGCAACCCCCAUCAGCUGCAGCCUGGGAGACACCUUUCUCUCUGCUGUAUGAGCAGUGCACUCUACUGGCUGGUGCUAACACUGCAGUGUCAAGCAAGCCUGCUGCUUCCUCACAUUUUCCAAGAUGGCACAUUCUCCAUUUUUAGUGCUAACAGUCACAAACUGACUGUAACAAGACUUUCUAUUACUCUAAAAGGCAGUUUGAAAACAGUAACUAAGAAACAAACGAUCUGUAAAUUGGUAUGAAGGCUAAAUAAUAUCUGUAUGCUAGCCCCUCUUUUCCUAGUGCUCAUAGGACACUGUCUAGCUCCACACAAAUGAGCAUCAGGUCUGGAGUUGCAUCACUAAGGUUCACUCACCUGGGCUCUUGCAGAGGAGAUUCAGCUAAACUGCUCUGCAGCACAUGGAAUACCCUUGGUCUUUCAAUUUUGUCCUGGCAAGCCAGAAACGAGUUCAGCAGCGUUCUAUACCUCUCCACCCAACAUCACGUAGGUGGCAAGACCCUUCUCUCCCUGAUUUCCAUAGCAUUUCAAUUUCCAGCAUUCCUACAGACCAGCCAGAGAAAUUUCAGCCUUGGUUGCCUGCUCCUAGUUUGGUUGCUCUUCUUGCUAAACCAUUUCUUUUACACUCAGUUACACUGGCUUAGGCACUCAUUGUUUAGCUUUGAGGGCACGUCUUUCCCACGCUGUGAUUCUGUCAUGGUACUGGCAUGGCACAUUGCUCAGCCUCUGAAGACUAUUCUGAAAUUACUCCCUCUUCUCAGGCACUGCAGAUGCAGCUUCAGCAUCUAACUCAUGUCCUAGAUUCCAGUGCAGGCCUAUGGGCUUAAACUCUUUCUUAGCUUUGGCCCUCAGAAACUACUUGGUCAUGCUACUAUGGUUGCAAGAGACUUUUAUUCAACCAGUAUAGAGAAAAGGCAUUAUGGAGAUGUGAAAGACACAUCAAAUAUGAAGUAACAGGCACACAAGAGUUUGCAUACAAGCUUGAAAAAUCAUUGAACUUUGGAUCACCCUUCUUCACAGGAAUACAGUGAAUACAGUGAACCUGACUUGAAAGCUACUGUUGCAGUGUUUGUCUAUGGCAGCGAUAAAAUAACUUUUUCUUCCUGGGAGAUGAAGUUGUCUGUCAGGUGCAUUUAGCAGACCACAUUUUAUUGUACAGCACAAAGAUACGAACAAUGAAAAAUCUGGUCACCAGAAGCUGUUAACUGCAUCCAAUCCCUGCUCAUCGACAGGGAUCCUACAAGGAAAAGUUUGGAAACACCUAAGCUUCAGACACGCUACAGUUCAACCCAGAUAACCACAAUACACUACUAGAUGGGCCUCCACCUUGACCUGACCCGACAGCAAACUUCUCUCAGCGCCAGGAUGAGGCUGAAUCUGUUCUGCAGACCCAGCAUCUGCCUCUACUAAAAGGUGAUCCUAGAACAAAGCAGCUCCAGGGAACUGCUGCAGUGAGAGGACUGCCUUUAAGAUAAGGAUUGCUACAGAUAAUGAAAGCAGUGACAUUAAUAUAGGAAUUGCCAGAAUCCAUUGGAUCUGACCAGGUCCUGUGGCAGCACCAAAUGGAAAGCACAAGAGAAGAACGAAAUUGCAGAAUAAUCUACUCAAAUAUAAAAAUGUCAUUCUCCUACUAGUAGUCUUAAAUUUUGCUCGUCUUUUUUGCCUCAUUCUGAACUUCUUUCUUUCUGAUAGUCCAAGGACAGCAGUGCCUGCAUAGCUAAGCUGGAUACAAAGGUGUUAAUUCCCCACAUGUUGGAAUAGCGUAUCUUUCACUACUUAUUUACUUUUUAUUAAGGCCAUCUAUUAAAAUGGGAUAGUGCAUAUGCAGUCGUCAGUUCUAACAGCCAAAGAUUUUUAACACUGACUUACCACUGUGGUCCAUUCACAGAGAAAAGCCUAUGGAAUACAAGUUUCUUGUCACUUGAAAAGCCCUUUUCCUCUUCAAUGUGCCGCAGCUUUCCCUUCAGAAUGACUCUCCUUGUUCUCCAUAGUGCAUGUCAAACAGUGCUGUAUGAGAUGUUUUACAUUUCUCAUCCUGUUCUGUUGCCCUGCUUUUGGGCUGCUAGCCCAUACUUUUGUCGUAUUUUCCUACCUUUCUUUAAAAGCGAGUGAAAGGCCCUGCAACACUGUGGAAUGGACAAGCGGUGCAACUCCUCCUCCUGUGUUUCGGCAGAAGGAAAAAUGGAGUACUAGGAGAAAAUAUAGGACGAUAACGUUACUUGUUGCCAGGCUCUCUGAACAAGUAAGAUCUUAGAAAGAGACUGUUGUUCCAGACACCGAAGGGAAAAACCAUUCUGAAUGCACUGAGGAAAUCAAGUGCUUUUUGUAAGUGUAGAGAUAGCAAAUAAUUGGAUGAGAAUACUGUUACUUGUUGCCAGGAUAAUCCCAGCCAUGAGGAACAAACUGAAUGAAGGGGCUGACAGCAAAGCACUGUCUGAAGGAGAGUGACAAUGUGCUCUGGAGAGUAGGCUUAUAGGUAUGAAACUUUGGGAAAGGGGUCACGAAUUAUUCAUAUCUGCAGCAUUUCUGGCCUAGAUGAAGAGUCAGUCAAUGCAUAUGAGUAGCAACCACCUGCUGGAUUUACUAGUACAGCACCAUGACAAGUGAACGCUCAGCAAGGGCAAUGGAGCAGGAAGUCAGAACUGAUGCAGAUGCUCUACAGUGGUUUAUAAUUUUCAGGCAAAGAUAACUUCUAAAGACGAGUGAAAGUGAAAAGCCACAGUACCUCUAUACUGCAAGUGUCCAAAGUACACAACUCGAGCUCCUUUUACAAGCCGAUUGUCUUGAGUUUCAUAAGGAAACACUACUUAAGUAUAAUUUUACAACUCUCCAUUAUGCUUUUGAUUGUUAAUGGAUUACAAAUAGUAAACCUUGAAGGAAAAGUUAAUAAACAUAUCCCCCCCUUAAGUUUUUUGACAUCAAUAAUUACAUUUUAUGAUAACCUUCCAACAGUCUUGGGAGACUGAGACCAUCACACUGCACUAUUUAAUAAUUUCAGAUUAGGCUUGGUUGUGAUAGAAACCCUAACCAAGUAACUUGUGUGCAUCUGAGAAAGGAAAAUGUGUGUAAGAAUUUUAUUGGCUGAAACUGCCUUGAAAUAAUUCCAAAUUACACCAAAACGUACCACAACAAUUCAUUCUUUUACAGGAGAGAAAAGGAAACACUGUGGAGAAUCUGCUAUAAAAUUGCUCCGAAUUCAGUGAACUAUUCCUGUGCUGACAUGGGAUAUGUUAGAAAGGAGCAACACUAAUAAAAUGACAUGAGCUGGGAAGUACGAUGAGUAUUACUACCAGAAUCCUUGUUUUGUUUUCCGAAAUAUUUCAUAUUAAUCUUCGAUUUUUAUCUAUAGGCUAUCAUUUAAACAGUACUCUGUGCAGAGCCACAUCUGUGAUCUUUCUUCUCAACUUUCCAACUGUUUUCCUCUCAGAGUGCAACUUCUCAGAGUUCAGAUUCAACUGUUUAUAACGUCCUCUAUGUCUUCAUGGCAUGCUAUGUCAGGGACACACUUAGUUCUAGUUCAUCAUCUCAUCAUCAAAAAAGAGCUGGUAUGAUUUCUCAAUUUUUGAGACUGAGGUGGCAUGAAAAAUAUAAGUCCUUAAAUUAUUAAUAUGUCUUGGAGACAGAGCAUUAAGAUAUAAAAAUGGAAGCAGAGCAAAAGCUCAGUAUACACAGAAAAGGCCAAAAUUAAACCUCAGAACAUCUGGUCAUUAAUAAAUUCUAAUAUGCAUCAUAGGUAUAUAACUUGAGAACUAUUGCAUACCAAGUAUCACAGAGCACUAAAGGAAAAUGCAGCAUUUUGUCAGCGCUAGGCCCCAAAUUUGUUCAUUCCAACUGUUGCAGCAUUUCAAAGCUGAAAGCGAUCUCUGGGGAUGCUGGGGAACCACACAAAGAAUGCAUAGUAAUUCAUACGCUAAAUUCUCUUCUUAUGAUUUACUCAAAGGGUUCCACCAUUUGCAGUGAAUGCAACUGCACUUGUGUAUGCUCCAGGAUCAUCCAUGAAGAAACUCACCGUAAGAAGCAAAAUUUUCAUUGGCAUCAUUUAUUAAAAAAAAAAAAAAAGUAUAUCCUAAUGCUCGCACAUGCAACCAAGAAGUAUUUCUUUCAGGAGAAUUUUUAUUCCCAUGAA
Molecule: messenger RNA, 8107 nt
Organism: Struthio camelus australis
Lineage: Eukaryota; Metazoa; Chordata; Aves; Struthioniformes; Struthionidae
Source: RefSeq, a predicted model, not a curated record